AUGGGGGUAGAAGACUAUUCCGAAAAACAAUCACUCGCCUCGGAUGGUCCAACAAUACCAACACGAACUGCCAAACUCUUGACUCCAGGACUGGUGCUUGCGACAGUGAUUCUGCUGGCAGCUUCAUCUAUAAGCGGUGCCACGGUCGCCGCGGUAUGUUUUCGUUCCAUGGAUCAACAUUCGAUGAGUGUGGGAGCUGCCCAAGCUUCUAUUUUGGCGGCUGUAAGUUUCAAAUUCUCAAAGAAAUUUUACGAUCAAGAAGCUGAUAAGGUGUCUAGUCUUCGUGCUCGAUUUUAUACUUGUUGCCACAUCUCUCGCAAUGUUCCAGAAUGAGCCUGUGGGAGUUGUGAGACCACCUGUGGUGAGGGUCCACGGGUAUUGUUUUGUGAUUGCAAGGAUAGCUUUGGUGAUGUGGAUGAUUGCGAUUACAAUUUCGAGUGUUGCGUUGUCGAGAGAAAAGACUUGUACGGCCGAGUACGAAGAUUGCACGCCCUCGAUCAUUGCGGUGAUUGUUUCGAAUUGCGCAUUGUAAGUGUCAGCGUAUUUACCAAAGGAUAACAGAGGCUAACAAUCGUAGCUUAGCGAUAGGAAUACUCUUGACAGCACUCGAAGCUUGUCAGUAUCCUUUUCGAAUUCCUGAUAUAUUCCAUAUCUUCAAGCCUACUCAUCAAAGAGUGAUUUCCAUCGCAGGGAUUUCCGAAUAUGGAUCCUCUCGCGCCUGCUCGAUCGAAGUCUUGGACGAAGAGAAUAGAAGAGCUGUUGAUACAAAACCCGAUUUAAAAGGAAAUUCAAAGAGAGGUGGUUCAUUACCAACAGUUGAAGAAGUACCCGAGCGUCCGAUAUCACCCCUUUUACCAGUGGCGAAGAGAUCCUCGGCUACUCGCAGCUGGGGUAACGAUGGAUGGACCUAUACGGAGAUGGCAUCUGAGAAGAAAGGUCUCAAAAAGUCAGACUCCGCGAUAUCUGGACUAUCGCAUAUCUCGUCUGGGUAUGAUGUAUCGGAUCGUAGUUCUCACCGCAGCUCGCAUCGCAGUUCCAACCUGAGUUCGAAUCGCAGUUCGCAUGUCAGUUCCAACCGUAGUUCUCAGGGUUCAUUGCCUAGACAUCAGAAGAGGGCAAGAGUCGUUAGCCCAAGUUCUUCCAUCAACAAUCAUAACAAAAGAUCUCCACCUUCGACAAUGAGGUAUGUUAAGCGGUACAUAUGAGAACCCCUGAACCUCCGUUAACAGGCGAACAGAUCCGUGGAAUAUCCCGACGUCCUCGUCCGUCCAGACUUGAAAUACUGCCCACCAAACAUUCCUCCACCACAUGAGUGGAAUGCUUCCAGGACAGCUUCAAUGACUCAACUCCUCCCAAUAGCGGACAUCGACAAUCUUCGGAGGCGAUCAUCCAUAUCCGCAAAUCCAUGCAUGAUCCGACGACCAUCGCAAGCCCUCCCACCACUAACACACCAAAGAACGCGAAGAAACUCGCAGCCCAUCAGAAUGAAUACGCAACCUAUUCGAAGACGAACAAUCGACUGUAAAGUGCCAGGCGCAUAUCGAUUCAGUCUCGAACCCGAAAAAUAUCGCAUCAGCAUCGAACCCGAGAUUCAGCUAUCAGAACACGUCAGAACCAUCGAAGCGUGCAAAGUUCCUGGAGAGUACAAGCGGAGCAUCGAACAGGAGAGACAACUCUCAGAUCGCACCAAUAAAAUCGAGGUUCUAUCGAUAGAACGAAGCAAAAGCGAUAGCGGGACACUCGUCCCCAAAUCGCCGGAGAAAAUUCUUGGAAAAAGGAUAGCGAGCGACAUGUCCCAUUUUGGAGUCCUCUUUUCCAAGCCGUGAAUUCAAAAUCCAGGUACAGAGAACAGCAAAGAUCCGUGUCUGAAAAACAGGGUGGGAAGCCCGAGGAAAAACAGUCGCUGGUUGAGAGACCAUGUUUUGAGAAGCCGUGUUUUGAGUUAGCAGCUGAACCGUUGGCUUUGCAGUUUGAGAUUGAGAGGUUGCCGUCUCUGGAGCAGGUUCCUACCAUGGUUUCGAUUCCGGAGGUUUUGCCGCUCAGACGGUUGAGUUUGGGAGAUAUUUCUUAUGAGUUUGGGAAGGUUUUCGAGGAGUAA
Messenger RNA from Hymenoscyphus albidus, 2098 nucleotides. NCBI's taxonomy places the organism in Eukaryota, Fungi, Ascomycota, Leotiomycetes, Helotiales, Helotiaceae. The record is from the annotation of a GenBank genome assembly.